AUGCGUGAGAUUGUGACGCUGCAGCUGGGCAGUCUCAGCAACUACGUCGCCACUCACUUCUGGAACACACAAGAGUCGUACUUCACCUACUCUGAAGACGAAACGGCCUAUGUCGACCACAACAUCCACUGGAGGGCUGGCGUGGGCGAGGAUGGAUCGGACACGUUUCUGCCGCGGACGGUGGUGUAUGACUUGAAGGGCGGGUUUGGGUCUCUUCGCAAGAUGAAUCCCAUGUAUGAUGCGCCGAGCGAGGAUGCGGCUGUAGCAUCUCUCUGGCACGGCAAACCUGCAGUCCACAAGGAAAAUGCCGUCUCAUCCAUCGACUACCAAAGGGACCUCGACGCCGGCGUCAAGCCAGCCAAGCUCGCGGCCUCAGACGUGCGCUACUGGUCCGACUUCUCGCGCGUCUACUACCACCCCAAGUCGCUGGUGCAGCUCUACGACUAUGAGCUGCACUCGAGCAUCAUGCCGUUUGAGCGCUUCUCAAUGGGCACCGAGCUGUUCGCGGCGCUGGAGAAGGAGGACGAGAUUGUCGACCGGGACUGGCGGCCGUUUGUCGAGGAGUGCGACCAGAUGCAGGGCGUGCAGGUGUACACCACGCUGGACGAUGCCUGGGGAGGAUUUGCCAGCUCGUAUCUGGAGGCGCUGCGGGAUGAGCAUCCCAAGACUUGUAUCUGGGUCUGGGGGCUGCAGGGCCCGGUGUCGACGAUUGCGAGGGAGAAGCGGCGGCUGAGGCUGGCCAACACGGCGCUGAGCCUGAAUGAAGCGUGUGCUCAGGCCUCCAUGGUGGUUCCGCUGGCUGUCCCCGAAGGCCGCCUUCCGACAGGCGUCAGGCUGGAUAACGGUUCGGCGUGGAAUAUCUCCGCGUUGCUCUCCACGGCCGCGGAAAGCGCCUCGUUGCCAUCUCGUCGACGACUUGAUGGGAAGACGCAGCCUGUCAGCCUGGCGGAUAUGGCGGAGUGCCUGAAUGUGUCUGGGCGGCAGACGAUUGCAAAUAUGCGCAUGUCUGUUGGACCCUCGGCUUUGGAGUCGGAAGAAGAGCUUCCAGAUAUGGACUUGUCACAGAUUGGAAGCUUGAAAGAUGGUGUCAAGAUGGGGAGCAGCAGCCGUCGAGCCUUUGGAAGACUGUCGGGCAUGCGGAGACCCGAUGGUUCUAACGAUGAGUCUGCGACAAACGAACGCCCCAUUAUUGGGAACACAGUCGUUCGAAAUUAUGAAACUUCUCUCCUUUACCCUAUCCUCGACAGCUUCCCAUCAAUAUACAACUAUGAUCUUGAAGACGAAAACAACAUAUCCGUCCACACGUCUCUUGCCUCUGACGGCUCGAUUGUGUACAAGAUGAAGGACCUGCGAUCACGAGUUGCUCUGAGCAUCCCGCUAGAGGACAGGGAGAACUUGGCAAACGGCUUGGCUGAACUUGGAGCUGCGUAUGAGGAUGAGUGGUCUAGUGGCAGCGAUUUGGAUGAUGACGAUCUAUGA
Molecule: messenger RNA, 1479 nt
Organism: Trichoderma asperellum CBS 433.97
Lineage: Eukaryota; Fungi; Ascomycota; Sordariomycetes; Hypocreales; Hypocreaceae
Biological process (GO): mitochondrion organization
Cellular component (GO): cytoplasm; mitochondrion
Source: RefSeq, a predicted model, not a curated record